Molecule: messenger RNA, 2670 nt
Organism: Cyprinus carpio (common carp)
Lineage: Eukaryota; Metazoa; Chordata; Actinopteri; Cypriniformes; Cyprinidae
Gene: sowahcb
Product: sosondowah ankyrin repeat domain family Cb
Molecular function (GO): protein binding
Source: RefSeq, a predicted model, not a curated record
GCCAAGCCAACUAUUAGCACUUGGAAAAAGGCUUUCUAGACUUUGGACAUAUAAAGACAUCUUUCAUGAAGCAUUAAAAAAAACAGUUAUUGUAUCAUUGGUAAAUCAGUUCGUUUCACUCUUGAGCAGAGAAGCGCAGCGCUCCACCUGCAGGACAAACCGAGCGCUGCAGGUCCCGGAGAGACGCGGGCGGGGGAUGGAAGCGCAUCAAGCAGAUUAACGGUGGAAAAACAACAGCCACAGCAUUGUCUGUUUUCAUCGCUAUUAACUGGGUAGAUUUCUGUUACUUAUUCGGUGAUAACUGAUUUACAGAGACAGUAUUUAGUAAGCUUAACGAAUACAUCCCAUGGCGACCGAAUGCAACAAAGAAGCGGUUUUAUAUUUCAUAAAGGAGAGAGGAGGGCGCGUGAAAACCGUGGAUUUAACGGAUCAUUUUCGUGCGACAAUCCAUAAAGAUCCUGCAUUAAACCCAGUGGCAAAGGAAGCUUUUAAACGCUAUGUAGACAGCGUAGCUUACGUUAAAGAGGAAAAUGGCGAGAAAUACGUUUGCCUUAAAAAGAAAUUUAGGAAAUCAACGGGUUCAAUCGAGAAGAGUGACGGAAAUAGUCCAGCCGAUGAUCUCAAAUCCCGUGGAGAAAAUGUCGUGGAAACCAGAAACCACGUGUCCUCAGAAGGCAAAAGUGGAGGAAAAGAAGGGAUGUUACCUGGCUCAGGUUACGAAACUGGUAAGGCGGGAGGUGCACAAUCACAGCCGGAUAUUUCUGUCACGUUUCCACAAGGUGUGAACAGCAGGACAGAUUCUGAACUCAUGGGGAAUUCAAGCAGCGGCACGGCGGAGGACAAACCUGCUUUAAGUAUGAAAAUAAGUCAACCACAGGCGGCAGAGAAAGGUCCAAGACCCGAGAUAUCAGUGCGAGACUCAGACGGGACUGUGUGCAGUUCGGCAUGUUUACAGAGAAAUGAAACACACACUGGUGAAGUGAAAGACGAAUCAAAGGAAGAGACUGGAAAAGAAAACAGACCUCAGCGUGUGAGAACUCGGCAGAGCAAUAAAUGGACAGAAGAAGAUCAGCCGGACUCUCCAAAUAACAGCCGCAAACAUUUGGUCGAGGCUUUGAUCAGCAGUUCACCUCAGGUUCGUCGCAGCGUUUAUCUCUCGGGCAGAUGUAAAGACUGUCCGCGGGGCGACAGCGACUAUGAGGCCGCCGCGGUGACGCUCGAGCCACUGGAGCACGAGUGGAUGAUGUGCGCGUCUGACGGACACUGGGAGAGCCUCCACCGGCUGCUCGCCAGAGAUCCCAGCCUCCUGACCAGGAAAGACUUUGUGACAGGAUUCACAUGCCUGCACUGGGCUGCAAAGCUCGGGAAACACGAGCUGAUUGUAAUGCUCGUCAACUUUGCCAAAGAACAUCACGUCACUGUGAACAUCAACGCGCGUUCCAGCGCGGGUUACACGCCUCUGCAUUUAGCUGCAAUGCACGAUCAUCUCGAGGUCGUCAAACUGCUAGUCGGAGCGUUUGACGCCGAUGUGGAGGCGCGAGAUUUCAACGGGAGAAAGGCGUGUCAGUAUCUGAAGAGUGAUAUUGCGCAAAACAUUCUGGACAUCGUGGGCGCGUGCGUGGAGUCUGACGCAGACAACAUGGAUGUUGGAGACGCAAGUCGCUGGAGAUUGUCAAGAGUCAUUCAGUCCAACUUCAGACCUUUGAAAACUCAAUACCAUAACAGCAGCGAAGAGGACGGCAGUGGCUUGACUAAACAGAAAUCUCUCCGCAGGAAAUCUUCCUUUACUAAAAUGAAACCCAGUCUCAAUAAAAUCCGCAUGAGGUCGCAGAUAGUUCACAGCACGUCACUCCUUGAUAGAUUUGAGAAAGAUACAACAGAAGAGUCUCCAAACCUCUUAAGACCCAAAUCGAACCUCUUUGGAUGAAGAAAUGCACUAAAUGCAGUAUCUGCAGCUUUCAUGUACAUUUGCCGUUUUUUUUCACUGAGGACUUUUUUUGUAUCCCUUGCUUUGCACAAUAUUAAUUUAAAAAGUAGCCUUCCAAACAUUAAUGAUGAUAUGAUAUUAUUUCUCUUCCUUCAGGUGUUGAGCAGGUAAUAACUGAACACAACAUACAGUAUAUAAAACCUUUCUUUUAAGAGAGACUGUAAUUUCUUAUGGAUUCUAAAUAAUGUGCAUGAGUUACAGACGACUGACUGUAACUUUAGUUUAGAAGAAACAGUGUUAAUUUUUUUGUCCUGUCACUUGUAAAUUACUGAUUUUAUUUUGUUAAACUAAAUAAUAGCAAUCAACAUUAGAGGAGUAGCUAUUACUUAAACUUUCUUACUGUUGAGUGUCCUGAACUAGAGUUAAAAUUGUGAACUUAUAUUCCCACAUAUCUUUUCUAUAUCUUUAUGUUUUGUAUAUGGGUUAUCUAGAGCUUUCCCUACAGUCAUUUGUGAUAUACAUAAAUCUUCACUACUGUCAGCACUUGCAGACUUUAUUUCACAGAAUAAUGCUAGGAUUAGUGACACCUUUGCCAAAAUUCAUUUAAAUAUAAUGAGGGAAACUUAAAUACUGGAUGUACUGCAUUAACAUUUUAAGAUAUGAUAUUCAAGGGUUGUGGAAAAUACUUAUUUACUGUUUAAUUAUUUGUAUAAUGUUUCAUUAAAGGGGCCAUAACAUGAAGA